CACGUUGUCGUCAAACUAACCUCGAACUUGCUAUAAACGAAUAUUAGGCUGCAUUCUCAAAGUGAAGCAGAAUAAACAUUAUGUAGUAAGGUUUAACUUUUUUACGAAAACGAGAUGCGUGGCAUAAGACGGAAUGGAAAUGCUGCCUUAAUGUAAUUUGGAAGGCGGAUGGUGGAAGCGAUUCUUUAGCGACGCAUCGCGGCUACUAUAGUUACCAUCCAAUGUUAACGACACGGAGUCACGAUAUUGUAUUCAACAUUAAUAACCACAAAAAAUGGAGUUACCAGUUACGUAUUGUUUAUGUGGCCGUUCUUAUGAUUCCGAACAAUUUAUGAUACAAUGUGACGUCUGCAAAGAGUGGUACCACGGGGGGUGUGUAUCUGUGAAGGAGUAUAUGUCUAUAGACCUCGACAAGUAUCACUGUACACGUUGUGAAGCCAUGUGUGGACCCUCUCUCAUGAAAGUAAAAUUGAAUUGGCACAGACAUGACUACACAGAAAAGGAUGCAGAUAAUAAACCAGUUCAAACAGGAACACCAGUAUUUAUAAGAGAAUUGAAGUCCAGACAUUUUCCUAAAGCUGAUGAAAUUGUUAAGCAUGUCAGGGGUCAACAAUUAACUCUUCAGUAUCUACAAACAAAUGGAUUUGAAAAUCCUAUUAUAAUCGAUGGAAAAGAUGGUUUAGAUAUGGUUGUACCUCUUCCAAACUUUAGUGUUUACGAUGUGGAGAGUUACAUAGGUGGAGACCGAGAGAUGGAUGUGAUCGAUGUUACAAGACAAAGUAACAUAAGAAUGAAAUUAAGAGACUUUGUCGAAUAUUACAAUUCCCCUUGCAGGACAAGGGUUCUUAAUGUGAUUAGUCUUGAAUUUACAAACACUGGUCUUUCACCAAUGGUCGAAGCACCAUACAUCGCGCGUAAACUCGACUGGGUAAAUUCUGUUUGGCCGCGCGAUUGGUCCGAGGAUAGUGACAUAAAACGUCCUGAAGUACAAAAAUAUUGCCUAAUGGGGGUCAAAGACAGUUUCACAGAUUUCCAUGUCGACUUUGGUGGCACGUCUGUGUGGUAUCACGUACUGCGCGGAGAGAAAGUGUUCUAUUUGAUUAGGCCUACUCCCGCGAAUUUACAGUUGUAUCAACAUUGGAUGUGCAGUUCUACUCAGAGCGAAACAUUUUUUGGAGAUCAAGCGGACGCGUGUUAUAAAUACGUUUUGAAGCAGGGUCAAACUAUGAUGAUUCCAACAGGUUGGAUACAUGCCGUUUUAACUCCGGUUGAUUCCUUGGUUUUUGGUGGAAAUUUUGUACAUAGUCUCAACAUUCCCAUGCAGAUACAAAUAUACGAAUUAGAGAAAAAAAUGAAGACUCCCGCCAAAUUUCAGUAUCCAGGUUUUGAGACAAUCAAUUGGUUUGCAGCAAAAAAAUUACUGAAAGAAUUAAAAGAAUUGAAUAACGAAGGAAAGAAAUGCCCGCCGUAUCUUUUACAGGGCGUUAAGGCAUUACUUAGUAUUCUUAAACAGUGGAACACGGAUAAGGAUUACAAUAUGAUUAGUAGAGGUCAAAUACCGGAAACCAUAAACAGUCAGAAAUUACUAAAAGAUUUUAGCAAGGAAAUUCGACAUGCGGAACGAUACUUAAUAUCUUUGAAUCCUCCGAAACCGGAGCGGGAGAGUAAACGGAAAAAGAAAAAACCGUUGAAUAAAGAUUUUGUUGACUAUGACGUGGCCGACAAAAUGGUGGACAAUCCGUUCAAAACAACGUUAAAAGAGACAAAUAAAGUCGAAGCCACGAUUGGUGAAUCACUGCCGUCCGGUCGACCGCCUUUAAAACUAACUUUACCGAAACCCAUUAUGUACCCAUAUGUAAAGACUCAGGGCCCAUCGUUAGAAGAGAAGAAUAGUGGACCUCUCAAUAGCAAACGAUCAUCGAAACCAGGAAAACAGAGUCCCACUGUAAUUAGAUUUAAACUUGGGAAUAAUGAGGUUGUAAGAAGUACACACGAUACUAUUAAUGUAUAUAAUAAUUUACCUUCGGAUCAUCCUCUUGAUACGUCGAAAGAAUUAACAUGGAAACAAACUUCUAUAUACGAUUUUCAUGACGGUAGUAACGAAAGUGAUUACGGUCGGUUAACAGUAGACGAAUCUCCGAAACGGAAAAGAGCACCUAGGGCUAACGCACAGAAACGUGUGAAACGUGAUUACGACGGUGAUGUAGAUAUUUUGAGCGAUGUACCGAAAAAUGGUAUCGAAGAAUUAUUAAAAGCUUCGGCCUACACAUUAGGAAAUGGCGCACAAAGGUUGGAUGUAACUUCUACAGUGAUUUCACAAUACAGUCAACCUAUGCCACCCCCUACAGGUUCUGGCAGGGCAUCACCAUCGACGCGGGAGGCUAUCGCAGGAAUGCUGUCGUUCAGUGAGCAAUGUUACUCGACUACAUCGAACAGUACUUCCAAAUCUGCGAAAAACGCUAAAACGAAACCACAAGACGAUGAUGACGAUGACGAUCAGUCGAUAGAAAACAUCGAUAAAGUUCAUCAAGAUGAUGAUUUCAUUUAUCCAGCUCUGGACGCUUCGGACGAUGAGGAUUAUAUCUUCAAGUCUAAGUCAAAGAGUCAAAUAGAUGAAGCGUGGAAUCCAAAAGCACGAGUAGGGCCCUUAUUGCCAAAAACAAAUCGACCAGCCCGAGAGGGAGUGAAGAAAACGUCCGUCGAGAAAGGUUUGGAGGCCGCUGCAGCGAAACGAGCUAAACAGUCGGAUGAUUAUCUGGAUAACAACAUGGAGAAGGGCUCCAAGAAAAAAUUGAACGCAACUAAACGAACGUACAAUAAAAAAAAACCGAAGUCGUCACCCGUAAGUUCGACAGGUGAAACAUCGACUACAUCUUCGGAAGACACUAUGAAAACGAAUAUAGGAUUCGGAUCUAUAUUGACAAGUCCUAACAGGUUAAAGGACGUUAAAGCGAAACUGGCGGCCCCGGUUCCAGUCGAACGGAAACCAAAGAAAGGAAUGAAAACAGCGAAACAACGCUUGGGAAAAAUUUUAAAGCUUCACAAGAUGAUGCACUAAAUAGUAAAAGGAUCUGCCUCAAAAAUAAAUUAAGCAUCACGUCAUUUUCUUCAUUUGUGUAUAAAAGUCAUCUAAUAGGUGUACAUUGCUAUGUAAAUAUACCUUACUCGUUAAGGUAGCGUACGUAUUUUAAGAUUCUAGUUUUAAAGAGUAAGAUCUUUAGCUUUUUUUAAACGAUAUAUUUAUAUUUAUUAUUUCAUUAUUUAAUUUUAAGAAAGUAUUUAGCGCAUUUUGAUACUGACUACUUCGACAAAAUGUUGUGUACAUCAUAACAAACAUUUUGCUGAGCUUUUCCUAAAUACGUGAUUUGAUUUUAAUGAUUGAUUUGGAAUCAACUCUGCAAAUGAACAAAGUUAGCAAUUUAUAUGGAUAGAGGCUGUAGCUUACCCAUAUUUGUUUAAAUGAUUACUGAAUAAUUACAGUGAAUUCCACAUGUUACAAUGAUUGCAUGACAAUUGUAGUAUUGAAACCAAGUAAUUGAGUAUAUUGGAACCAAUUUUUCGGGUUCUAAAACUUUGCUAAACAAAUUUUUUACCUAAUUGUACAUUUUUGGUAUUUUCGGUGACUCGUACUUACACGCAUGGUGAGAUUAUAGGAAAUUUUUAUCACCUCGAUUCACAAUAAUAUUUAAUAAUUUAUCUUUUAGAAUAAGUUCCAUCCAUUUAUUCAUAAGCGAGACUAUAAUCCACUUUAUGAUAAUGAUUUCAUUUAUUUUUAUUUCAACAGAUAAUGUAUAUAACAUUCUUUUAUAUUCGUCUAUAGCGUUAUAGUCGAUCAUGUAGAUGCAAAAAAUCAAUGCAAGAAUUGCACUUAGACGUUGACUUUAUUACUUCGUUUUUAUGUCGCAACAUGCACCGAAUUAACUUUUUUAUUAUAGAAAGACGCGUCAUUCAUUUUACAAAUGAGAACUAUCCUGGGACUGGUAUAGUAUUAAUAAUCGUUAGUUUUUAUACACUUACCCAACAAUAACUGAUUGUUAGAAAAUUUUUGAGCAUUAUUGUGAAAUACGUAUUUUUCUUGCAAAUAAAGAUUUUAACUAUCGAUAUAAUUUUUGCAUUCACAACAUCGUCGUAUUGUUGACUGUGUAACACAAGUCCAGAAAAAAUCAUUUUCGUUAUAUAUUAAAUAUUAAAUGCUUAAUAAAUAUUAAUACGAAGGACAGGCAUUGUAAAUUUGUUCUUUAUCUCUAUUGAAUCAUAAACAGAUGCCAGUGUUGUAUGUAUCUUUCUAUUAUCAGUAAAUAACAUGUUAAGCAAUAACUCUCUAUACAGUUGUAUGUUACGUAUGGGUGAGCUAUAUGCAGUAACAUUCGAAAUACCGGGUGACGCAAAUAAAACCGUCCACAAACGCGAAAUACAGUUUUAUUUUGCAACGUAUCGUACAUUUAAGUUUUAUAUGACUAGUAAUUUACGCAUUUAUCGGUAGUAUUCAGAAUCUAUACCAGAAGUGGUCGCCGUUUGUCUUGAUCGAUUUUUAGAUUCGGAAAUGCGAAAUUUUAUUCUUAAACUGUAUUUUACGUUUGAACCAAAUGCUAUGUUUACCACUCGGUGUAAUUCACGAAACUGCCAUUGAUCGUAAAAAUAAACUGUUUAACAUAAACUACUUAACACUU
Nomia melanderi (Alkali bee) is the source of this 4670-nucleotide messenger RNA. Its product is annotated as histone lysine demethylase PHF8. The record is from RefSeq and is a predicted model, not a curated record. Lineage: Eukaryota; Metazoa; Arthropoda; Insecta; Hymenoptera; Halictidae.